Belonocnema kinseyi is the source of this 1858-nucleotide messenger RNA. RefSeq names its product retinoblastoma-binding protein 5 homolog (gene Rbbp5). Gene Ontology annotation, cellular component: Set1C/COMPASS complex. Gene Ontology annotation, molecular function: protein binding. Bases 325 to 1719 code for a protein of 464 amino acids. The transcript is spliced from 7 exons. Lineage: Eukaryota; Metazoa; Arthropoda; Insecta; Hymenoptera; Cynipidae. The record is from RefSeq and is a predicted model, not a curated record.
UUGACGGUUUUGACUUUACCGACAGCACAAAACAAUACGUGAUUUGUUGGUUUUUUGCAUACAUUUUUGUCUCUCGUGCUUUUAUUUACGUUAAAACAUAUUGGAAAGGUACAAAAUUUUAGAGACAAAAGGUCCCUGGAACAUAUACAAUAGAAGCAACUAUUUAUCUCUUGGAUGAUGCAGAAAAUUCACAAAAAUCAGAAUCGUUGAGGUUAGGUUGCAGCUUAGAAAUAAUUUUGAAAUUGAUUUAUUAUCGUUAGUAUAAUAAAAAUUUAAGCGACCGAUUUAUGCUGUUGGGCGUGUCAAAUUUGCUUUAUCUCAAAAAUGAACUUGGAAUUGCUGGAAUCGUUCGGACAGAACUAUCCAGAAGAAUUUGAUGGAACUUUAGAUUGUAUAUCACUCGCUGUGACAUGCACUUUUAAUAAAAGGGGAACUUUGCUUGCCGUUGGAUGCAAUGAUGGUAGAAUCGUUGUUUGGGAUUUUUUAACUCGAGGUAUUGCAAAAAUCAUUAGUGCUCAUGUUCAUCCUGUAUGCUCCCUCAGUUGGUCCAGAAACGGGCACAAAUUACUCAGUGCAUCUACAGAUAAUAAUGUGUGCAUUUGGGACGUUCUUUCCGGAGAAUGUGACCAAAAAUACAGAUUCCCGUCUCCAAUAUUAAAAGUGCAAUUUCAUCCGAGAAAUCUCAAUAAAUUUUUAGUUUGUCCGAUGAGACAUGCCGCAGUUAUGGUCGACGUCGAAGGUUCCCACAGAGUGAUGCCUCUCGACGAAGAUAGCGAUUUAAACAUCGUAGCGUCAUUCGACAGACGUGGUGACUAUGUUUACACCGGAAAUGCUCGUGGUAGAGUCUUGAUUCUCGAUGCGGAUUCUCUGGCUGUGAAAGCCUCGUACAAAAUAUCUCAAGGAACAGCGAGUAACACAGCAGUAAAAAGCAUCGAAUUCGCUCGGAGGGGUUCCUGUUUCUUGAUAAACACGUCUGAUCGAGUCAUUCGAGUUUACGAUAGUACGGAAGUCUUGGCUUGUGGCAAGGAUGGCGAGCCAGAGCCGAUUCAAAAGUUGCAGGACUUGGUUAACAAAACCAUGUGGAAAAAGUGCUGCUUUUCUGGAGAUGGGGAAUAUGUCUGUGCUGGUUCCGCAAGGCAGCAUGCACUUUAUGUCUGGGAAAAAAGUAUCGGCAAUUUGGUUAAGAUCUUGCACGGAACGAAGGGAGAACUUCUGCUCGAUGUGGUGUGGCAUCCAGUGCGUCCAAUAAUAGCUUCCAUAUCUUCCGGAGUUGUAUCAAUUUGGGCACAAAAUCAAGUCGAGAAUUGGUCCGCCUUUGCGCCGGAUUUUAAAGAAUUGGACGAAAAUGUGGAAUACGAGGAAAGAGAGAGCGAAUUUGAUUUGAGCGACGAGGACAAAUCCGUAGUUCAAGGAGAAGAGGCUCAAGAUGAAGAAAUCGAAGUUGAUGUUGCUGCCAUCGAUAGGGUCGCUGCUUUUUGCAGUUCUGAUGAAGAAACGGAGGAUAUAGGAUCAUUGCAAUUCUUGCCAAUAUCGCCGGAUGUUGAAGAAGCGGAAGAAACUCCGGUAACACAUGAACCUCCGCAGAAAAAGCAUCGUUCUCAUGAUAUUCAAUUGCAAGGAGCGCCAACUGAUGAAGUUCAUCCUCUUUUGAGCAAAGGAAAAGACAAGCCAGCAGCGAAGAAAGGAAGACCGAGACUUGAACAUCGAAAAGGAAAAUAAAUCACAUAGUUUGAAAUUUGUACAGUUAUCUAAUAAAGUAAGUGAUCGUGUUAUUGAGGAAUUUUUGCAAGUGUAUUUUGUAUGAGUGUUAUAUGACUUAUAAAGCCUUCAUUAUUGUCAAUAUGAGGAUAAAAAAUGU